Sebastes umbrosus (honeycomb rockfish) is the source of this 1130-nucleotide messenger RNA. RefSeq names its product C-type lectin domain family 6 member A-like. The transcript is spliced from 6 exons. Bases 63 to 839 code for a protein of 258 amino acids. NCBI's taxonomy places the organism in Eukaryota, Metazoa, Chordata, Actinopteri, Perciformes, Sebastidae. The record is from RefSeq and is a predicted model, not a curated record.
AGGAUAGAAACAGCUAACACAGAGCAUUAAUUAAUUUAUAAUAAUUAUAUAAUUAUGCAUUAAUGCAAUUAUUAAAAGCAAAGCUUCAUGCUGGAACUCUGUUGGAUGAAACCAUGGGAGUGAGCAAUGGAUCGGCUCUGCUGGAGGAGGAACAGCAACAGGAAACAGUUACGGACAAAAGCUGGUUGAGUCGGGACAGACAGCUGGCUCAUUACUUCUCUCUGCUCUGCUUUCUGCUCGUCUUCAUCACUCUGCUCCAGACUCUCUGCUUGGUUCAGAUCACCAUGGUGUUCCAGUCACAGUCAACCCUGCAGGAAACCAAACUGAAGGAUCUGACACACAGACUGGAGAAGCUCAACCAGUCAUACCGCCUCCUGUUCUCCCAGUAUCCAGCUCUGAACCAGUACUGCCCAGUCAGCAACUCCACCACCGGUGAGAGGGUGUGCAGCCCAUGUCCAGCCGGCUGGACGCCUCAGGGAGAGAAAUGUUUCCUGUUCAGUCAGGACAGAGCCGACUGGAUCAGCAGCCAGUACCGCUGCAUGGCACUGGGGGCCGCUGUGGCCACGGUCAGGACAGAGGAGGAGCAGGUGUUUCUGUGGCAAAAGGCCCAGAGUCUGAGCCAGGGAGAUUCGUACUGGCUGGGCCUCAGGAGGAGUGACGGCUCCCCGGUGGAGAAGGGACCAGGGUUUUGGGAGAGUGAGCCCGAUAAAACAGACAGCGGGGGGGAGCUGUGUGGUCGACUCCCCCCAGGAGACGACUACAGGAAGAGCUGGUUCACCUACAGGUGCUCCAACCUGUUAAGGAGCAUCUGUGAGAGGAGACGAGCUGCUCUACAGUGAGAGGAGAGGAGAGAGGAGAGGAGACCAGGAGACCAGAGGAGAGGAGGGGAGAGGAGGGGAGAGAGGAGAGGAGAGGAGAGUAGAGAGGGGGGAGGAGAGGAGAGGAGACCGAAAGAAAGGAGACAAGAAAGGAGGAGAAGAAAGGAAACUAAACUAAUAACAAUGAAGCAAGACAAAACCAGAUUAGUAAGAAACACUUCAGAAACAGCUGAUAUAAGCAUUAUGUGCGGUUGUUUUAAAUGUAUGAGCUAUUCUAAUAUUAAUAAUAAUAAAAUACAAAACUCACUAAAA